CCAGCGGGUGGUUGUGUUUCUGUGUGUAUGGGUGUGUGCAUGUCCCCUGCAGGGGAGCGGCCCAAGCCAUUCACUCCCGAGGAGGCCAGAGGGUUGGUGCUGAGCCUGCAGCGUCCUGCCGUGUUCUGCAGCAUGGCUGAUGACUGGCCCGCGCUCCGCUGGACGGCCGGACACAUCGCCGCGCUCCUCGGGGACACGCCCAUUCGCUUCAGGUUGGGAAAGAGAGACUUCAGCUCAGAUCCACAGUUUGAGACAUCGUGUGAUUACGUGGAUGCCACGCUGGCGGAUUUUGUGGCCUGGAGUGACGGCGGCGGGCAGACUGACAGUGGGCCGACUAGCGGUGGGCAGACGGUCAGCGGGCCGGGACCGUUUGACUCCUAUGAUGCCCGGGCUUCCUGGGCCUACGCAGACUACAAGUACAUGGCCAGCAUGUUUGCCGGCAACACGCAGGUUCUCCAGGCAGUGGUGUGGUCUGAUUUUGGCUUCCCCGGACGCGGGGGCAAAGAGAGUUCGUUGUGGAUCGGCUCUGCGGGCGCCAACACUCCGUGCCACCAGGACUCCUAUGGCUGCAACCUGGUCCUCCAAGUCCAGGGCAGGAAAAGAUGGCACCUGUUCCCGCCUGAGGACACGGCCUUUCUAUACCCAACCAGAAUCCCGUAUGAGGAGUCCAGUGUAUUCAGCAGGGUAAAUGUGGUCCACCCGGACCUGCGACGCUUCCCCCGCUUUGCUGAGGCUCGAGCCCACGUGGUCAUCCUGGAGCCCGGCCAGGUCCUGCUGGUCCCCAGACAUUGGUGGCACUAUGUAGAGUCCAUCGACCCUGUGACCAUCAGCGUCAACUCCUGGAUUGAGCUGGAUGAGGACCAUCGGGCACGUGUGGAGGAAGCAAUUACACGGCUGGUGGUGUGCGCAGUGAAGGGGGCGGACGAUCCCGACAGCAGCAACGCCUGGUUAAACCCCACCGAGCCGGAGAGGACAUCCCAUGACACAAACUGUCAGUAUCUGAAUGGAGCCGUGGCCUCUUACUUCGAGCACCAGGAAUUCUCAGCACCCCCUGAGCCCAGAGCCGUGGCAUCCCAGGGGCCUCAGGGACCCCAGGGACGAGGGGAGUCAGUGGCAGGGUGGGCCGGGGAGGAGGCUGCGAGGCCAUGGCCAGAGAAGAAGCUGCCCUUUGGCCAGGGCCUGUUCCCAGUGCUGCCGCAAUCCCAUGGGACCCUGGAGGUCGGCAACAGACACAGCGGACAUGAUGGUGACCCCGAGGGUGAGAGCGACGGAGGCCACAGUGGCCACCUGGUUGAGCUAGAGAGGCCGGCCCGGCCCCAGCCCCAGUCCCCUGUUUCCACCAAUGAGCUGCUGGAUUGUCUGCUGGAUCCACGGGUGAUCCGCCUGGUGGCCAGACUGCUGCUGGAGGGGCGGACCCUCCAUCCCCCAGACCUGCCCCCGGCUGAGGGGGAAGAAAAGUGCCUAGCACCGUUGCAAUAAAACUGGACCAUCACG
Messenger RNA from Ornithorhynchus anatinus (platypus), 1494 nucleotides. RefSeq names its product HSPB1 associated protein 1 (gene HSPBAP1). NCBI's taxonomy places the organism in Eukaryota, Metazoa, Chordata, Mammalia, Monotremata, Ornithorhynchidae. Gene Ontology annotation, molecular function: 2-oxoglutarate-dependent dioxygenase activity. The transcript is spliced from 7 exons. The record is from RefSeq and is a predicted model, not a curated record. Bases 28 to 1479 code for a protein of 483 amino acids.